AUGGCCGAUCAAUUCCCCGCCGCUCCGCCUCCCCUUCCGCUCAAAAUCAUAGCCGGGGCCGACGGCUUCGGCCGCCCUCUCAAAGACGCCCUAGUCGCCCAUCUCAAGUCCCUCGGCAACAUCGACGUCGAAGACCUCGGCACUUCCUCCUACUACUCCAUCGCCGCCGAGGUCGGCCGCCGCGUCUCCGCAGCCAGCGGCUUCCCCGAAGUACGCGGCCUCGUCGCCUGCGGAACCGGCGCCGGCGUCUCCAUCUUCGCCAACAAGUUCCCCGGCGUCUUCGCCGCCACGUGUCUCUCCCCCGCCGACGCCGUCAACGCCCGAUCCAUCAACAACUCCAACGUCCUCGCCGUCUCCGGGAUCUCGACCCCGCCGGAAUCCGCCAUCGAGAUCCUCGACACGUGGCUCACAACCCCCUUCAAGGCCCCUUGCCCGGCGAGCAAUCUCAAGCCCUGGAGCGACGAAAUUGAAUCCUUCCUUGACAAUUCCUUGAUCGAAAUGCCCAAAAUCGGCGCCGCCUCCGCCUCCGCGGCGGCGGAGGAGAAAUUGGCGCCGUGCGCGCUCUGCUGCUUGGCGAAGAGCCGGAAACUGGACCCGAUCGAGAUAAUCCCCGGAGGAGCGAUGAAGAUCGUGCGAGAGAGCCCGACCUCGGCGAUCGUCAGCUUCAAAGCCGGCAGCGUGGAGCCGGCGCACCACCACACUUUCGGCCACGACCUGCUGGUGAUGAAAGGUAGCAAGAGGGUCUGGAACUUGACCAAGGAAGCCAAGUACGAUCUCGUUGCCGGCGAUUAUCUGUUUACUCCGGCGGGAGAUGUUCACAGGGUGAAGUAUUUUGAAGACACGGAGUUCUUCAUCAAGUGGGAAGGGAAGUGGGACAUUUUCUUCGAUGAGGAAAUGGAAGCUGCCAAGGUCGCCAUUGACAAAGAAGCUGAGGAUGGCUAUCAGUUGAUCAAGUAG
Molecule: messenger RNA, 957 nt
Organism: Linum tenue
Lineage: Eukaryota; Viridiplantae; Streptophyta; Magnoliopsida; Malpighiales; Linaceae
Source: the annotation of a GenBank genome assembly